AUGUCGCAAACAACUGCUGCGGCAUCUAAUUCUGGCUUCUUUCCAGGUUAUUUCAAUGGUAAUGGCAAUAAUCAACCACCACCCGUACCUUUAAUGAGUACAAUGACUAUACCACCUCCACCACCACCACUGCCACCAUCAGAUUGUUUACAACCACCACCAGUUCCUCCGUCAACAUCUAGUUCUAAUGGUGAUUUAUCUUUUCCACCUCCUCCUCCUCCAGUUUCGACAUUACCAAAAGUUGAUACAAGUAUUCCACCACCAUCAGUAACAUGUCCUCUCGAUGUUUAUCAAACUUGGGCAUUGCAAUGGUCAUUCUUUCAACAAGCACAACAAGCUGCUGCUUAUCAAAAUCAACUUUAUCAAUCAUUUACAAAUCAACAAAAACCAACUCCACCAUCUCCAAGUCCUGUACCACCAGUUAAUAAUAAUAAUAAUAAUAAUAUAUCCAAUGGUUUUAAUUCGCAACAAUCACAACAACAACAAUAUAAUAAUAAUAAUAUGAAUACAACACCACCAAAAUGGCAAUCAACAAAUUCAUCGCCAACAUUUCGACCAAGACAAGUACAACAAUCAUAUCGUGCUCGUUUUCCAGCAAAUAAUAAUAAUAAUAAUAAUCAACAAUUUCAAUCAUAUAAUAAUGUUCCACCACCAACAAAUCUUUCUCAGCAAAAACCACAACAAUCCGGUAUACGAUUUCAAUUAAAUACACGUCCUCAAACAACAAAUAGAAGUGGAAGACGAACACGAUUUUCUUCACCACCUAAACAACAAAUGACAUCAUCCUAUCCAACACCAAUGCCUACGCCACCUGAUAAUCGUAAUGAUGAUACAAUCAUGGAUACAACAAAUUCAAAUGAAUCACGUCCAAUAAUGAGUGCUAUUGAAGCAUUUAAAGUAGCUUGUGAUAAACAAAAUUGGCCAGAUUCAUUAAAAAAAUAUUGGCAAUCAAUUGAAAAUCGUUGUACAACAAAUCUAUUACGUUCUCAAGCUCAUGAAUGGUUACAAGGUGUUCUUGUUGAUGCAUUUCAAAAGAAUAUUGUUACAACUAUUGAUUGGCUUAACAAACCUAUUCCUGAGUAA
Rotaria sp. Silwood2 is the source of this 1083-nucleotide messenger RNA. NCBI's taxonomy places the organism in Eukaryota, Metazoa, Rotifera, Eurotatoria, Philodinida, Philodinidae. The record is from the annotation of a GenBank genome assembly.